Messenger RNA from Dovyalis caffra, 969 nucleotides. The record is from the annotation of a GenBank genome assembly. NCBI's taxonomy places the organism in Eukaryota, Viridiplantae, Streptophyta, Magnoliopsida, Malpighiales, Salicaceae.
AUGGUUACUGGUGGGGCCCACCUGGAAGAUGGAGACAGGCACCCCUUGUCGGCUACUAGAGGAGGAGGAGGAGGAGGAGCCACCACGGGGUCUUGGGUGUCUGGCCAAUCGGUGUCAACCAGCGGCAGUGUGGGGUCUCCAUCCAGCAGGAGCGAGCAUGCCAUGGCCACUCCUGCCAGUGACAACACUUUUUUAAGGUUGAACCAUCUCGACAUUCACGCCGAUGAUGCUGCGACUCAAGAUGCCGCUGCUAAUAAGAAGAAAAAGAGAGGUCAACGGGCAGUUGGAGCUGAUAAGAGUGGUAGAGGACUUCGUCAAUUUAGUAUGAAAGUUUGUGAAAAGGUGGAAUCCAAAGGAACAACCACAUACAAUGAGGUAGCAGAUGAACUUGUCGCAGAGUUUGCUGACCCUAGCAAUAGUGUUUCUACCCCAGAUCAGCAGCAGUAUGAUGAGAAAAACAUACGGCGGAGGGUUGAUAUUGAAGAAUUAAAGGCUGAGCGUCUUGGAUUGAGAAAUAGGAUUGAAAAGAAAGCUGCCUAUUUGCAAGAACUGGAGGAACAAUUCGUUGGUCUUCAGAACCUGAUACAGCGAAAUGAACAACUGUACAGCUCAGGAAAUGCUCCUAAUGGCGGUGUGUCAUUGCCUUUUAUUCUGGUGCAGACACGCCCUCAUGCAACUGUUGAAGUGGAGAUAUCAGAAGAUAUGCAGCUUGUUCACUUUGAUUUCAAUAGCACUCCUUUUGAGCUCCAUGAUGAUAAUUAUGUUCUCAAGGCAAUGAAAUUUUGCGAGAGACCCCAGAGUGAUGAUAUGGCACCCAAUCCAGCUGCUGAUGGAGGUGAGGGUUCUAGCAUGUCCAACAUCUAUCAACCACAAAUCCUUACUUCCCCACGGACAAACACCCCAGUUCGGCCACCUACCUCUCCUCCUCUUCCUGGAAUCAUAAAAGCACGUGUUAAGCAUGAGCAUUGA